CCUAAAUUUAUGGUCAAAUUUGGGGUUUUUUAAAAUUAAAUCUAAUUUGUGAAAAUUGUUGUCAUAUGAGUGUCGCUAGUGAUUCAAGCUUCAAUUUGACUAUUUGAACUUUGAGUUUGGAUAUCACUAACACCUUCAAAAUUGCUUUGAUCUAUAUGAAACUCAAGAACCCUAGUUAACACCGUUAGAAUCUUUUUGACGGAAGGACUUAGAUCAGAAAAUAGAAAAGUUAAGUGACCUGAAAUACGGAAUCUUUAGUUCAGGGACCUAGACAAUAAAACGUCAAUAGUUCAAGGACCUAUAAAUUAAUUUGCCCUUUUUUUAUUUCGUAACCAAAAUCAUGUUAUACUGCAUACACAAGCAACCUGUCCAAAAUCUGUUCUCGUCCUCCGAAACCUAAAAACAAAAUCAUCUCCUACUGAGCGGCCGUGCAGGCUCUAAUUAAGCAAUCGCGUGCUUUUCUGUCCAUGUUAUUCAAACUCAACGUUCAUGCCGCCGGAAAUAUCGCCGUGGGACCGGAGCGAGUUUUUCCGGGAGAGAAAGAACGAGAGGCCGUGGAGCAGAGACGUAGGCGCCAGGUGGAGAGACAGAGAUAGAGGUAGAGAGAGAUAUGGAGAGAGAGAUGGAGAGAGAGAUAGAGACAGAGAGAGAGAUGGAGGGAGAGAUGGAGAGAGAGAUGUUCGUGUGUCUCGGGAUCGGCAUUGGCGAUUGAAUGAGUUUCGGAGACCUAAUGGUUAUGGUAAGCAGGGUUGGCAUACGUAUACUGAAGAUCUUGCUCUCAUGCUGGGACCUUCUAGGCCAAAUAAAAGGUUUUUUAAUGAUGGCAGAUGUCUGCAAAUUGAUAAAUAUGGGAGAGAUAGCAGCAGGGUCAUCAGUGGUGAGUCCUUUAGUCAGAGAGACCGGAGAGGACAUUAUUGGGAUUCUGCGCCUGGACGACGUUCAAAUGGCCAUGCCAGUAUGCCAGCUCAUGCGAUUGUGAAGAGCUCAGCUGAUGACAUGAUGGCCUAUAACUCUUAUCCUCAUUCAAAAAUUGGAAACAAUUGGGGUCAGUUCUACUUCAAAGAUCAGCAUUAUAAUAAUAGUGUAGCAAGUGGGCAAAACACCCGUAGAAGAUUCGGAAGAAAGAAUUCGGCUGGCUUGAAUGGCCGGAAGGCUCUUAAAUGGACCCGCUCUGGAAGCUUGCAUUCACAUGGCUGUGGUUUUAGUCAUUCAGGCAGUUCUGGAAGCGUGGGUUUAGAUUCUGGUAAGAUUAAAGCUACCUCAAAUUUUCAGAAUCCGUCACCCGUACAUUCCCUUUCGGGGAACUCUGCUACAUGUGCAUUUACUGCUCCUGAAGAAACAAAUUCACGUGGCGGUGGUAUUAGACAUUCAAGUAGUCCAAAAAGAUUGCAUUUAAAUUCCAGUGCUUGUGCAACUUCUGCUGGAGCUUUAGAAACAAAUUUAAGUGGCUGUGGUUAUAGCCACUCAAGUAUCCCUAAAAUCUGUGGUUCAGAUUCUGAUGAAAUUAAAGUUCCUGUGCAUUCUCAGAAUUCUACAUCUGGAAGUUCCUUUUCAGAAAAGGCCGUUUCUUGUGCAGCUUAUGCUCCUACUCAAGAAACAAAUUCACGGAAGAGGCCACGUAUUGGAUGGGGAAAGGGGCUUGCACAAUUUGAGAAGAUAAUCAAUGGGUCCACUGACACAGCAGAGAAUGAUGGAACGAUAGAAUCCCCACAUUCACAUUCUAAGAAUUGUACAGAGUCUGUACAUCCUCACAACUCAGUCAUGGCUCCUAGAUGCUCUAGAGUUCAAUGUUUCACGGAAUGCCGAUCUCCUGUCACGCACUCGCAUGCUUUCUGUUCAUCACCAGGUGAGGAUAACUUAUCUGUCAAAGCGCUUGAGGUUGACACUUCUAAUUUAUGCAGUCCUCCAGGUCAAGAAUAUAAAAAUAGAAGAGAUGAUUUUAAUUUGGAGAAUUUGGAAGUCACUGGACUUGCGACUUUAAGUUCUUCAAUUAGCGAAAUCCUUCAAUUCGAUAACCUACACUCCGCAGAAUCUGAUUGUAUGAGAUCCUGUGAAAUAAGCAAGUUGCUGGUAUUGAAAGAUGACAUUGCAAAGAAAGUGGAAAUAACUGAAUCUGAAAUUGAUUUACUUGAAAAUGAAUUGAGGACAUUGAUUUCUGCAAGUGGAAAUGCCAGUCCUUGUUCCACUUCCUCCAGCCUUCUGCCAGUAAAGUGCAUCUUGAAGCCUUCAGAAAAACUAUGUGCCACUUCUAAUUUAAAUGCCAGACCUGCUCCUCUGGGACAUAGUUGUUCCGAAGACAUGAUGCAGAUGCCACUUGGGGGCUUGGAGGGGGAGCUGGCAGAAUCGAGAAACGUGGACAUUGAUAGUUUAGGCACUACGACAUCUCAGGUUGCUGAAUCCCUUUUAGCAGGGACGUUAUUUUCUGAGAAAACACAUAGAUAUGACGAAAGUACUUGGAAAGCGGAUGAAGACAGAGAAGGAAAGUCUAUUGUAUAUUCUGUCAAGGAGGAGAAUUCAGGUGCUAUAUUCACCAAACAAUUCGCAAGUAGGGGAUGUAUGCUUUCAGUUGACGUUAAGUUUCAGAAAGAACAUAUGUUUUAUGAUUUAUUAAUAGCUUCUAACCAAGAUUUUGCACGUAGAUCUGCUAAAGUAUUUAGUAAAUUAUUGCCAACAAACCUUUUGGGUGUUGACCAUUUGAGCUUCAAUGUUACUCCUUGCUGGAAAAAAAAAGCACUUGUCAGGGAAAACCUUGCACUGAGGAAGCGUUUCUUAAGGUUUAAGGAGAGAGUUUUAUCCCUCAAGUUCAUAGCACUGAAGCGCCUGUGGAAGGAAGAUUUGCUCCGCCUCUUUACUAGCAAGUCCUGUCCUAUGUCUCAGAAGAAGAUGGAUUUGAGCUCGCCAGUCGUGUACUGCAGUAAUCCAAAGGAGGGGUCCUCCAUUCGCGCUCGAUUCUCAUCUCGUGGCAGGAGUCUUAGUUUGGUCCCUACUGCAGACACUAUUAAUUUUGCAAGCAAACUGCUAGAAGAUUCCCGCAUAAAGGCUUACAGCAGUGCUCUGAAGAUGCCUUCUUUAAUACUGGAUGAUAAGGAAAAAAAAGCUUCAAGGUUCAUCUCAAGUAAUAGAUUAGUGGAAGACCCCUCUACUGCUGAGAAGGAAAGGGGUAUGUUUACCCCUUGGACAUCAAAAGAAAAGGAAAUUUUCCUGAAUAGAUUAACUACCUUUGGGAAAGACUUCAGAAAAAUUGCGUCUUUUCUUGAACGCAAGACAACUGCUGACUGUAUCGAGUUUUACUACAAGAACCAAAAAUCAGAUUGUUUCCGGGGAACAAAGAAAAAGACAGAAUUUCCGGAGCAGGGAAAAUACUGUUCAACCUUCUUGGUUACUGCUGGUAAACGACGGGCUAGCAUCAGUAGUAAAGCUUCUCUUGACAUGUUAGGUGCAGCCUCAUUAAUUGUACAUCAUGUCAAUGACAAGUUAACUGACCAGCAGAAAUGUCCAAGAAACGUCUUUGGCAAGUGUACUCCCAAAACAUGGAGUGAUCAUGAAAUUUGUAAGAAGUCAAGUAGUCCUUCCAUUUUGGGCAAUGAAAAAGAUUGUGUAGCAGCUGAUUUGUUGGCUGGUAUAUGUGAUUCCUUUUUAUCUAAAACUAUGACUUCUUGCAUUACAAGUUCUAUGGACUUUGGAGAGAAAUACCAAGAGAGGAAGAGCUUACAAUUGGGUUCUUCAGUAAAACGACAAUUGACAUCUGAGAGCACUAAUAAUGCUAAUGAGGCAUGUUCGGAUGAGAGCUUUGGUGAAAUAGAUUCUACCAAUUGGACUGAUGAGGAGAAGUCUGUCUUCAUUCAGGCUGUCAUGUCCUAUGGUAAGGACUUUAAAAAGAUUUCACAGUAUGUUAGAUCGAGGUCUAGUGAUCAGUGCAAGGUUUUCUUUAGCAAAGCCAGGAAGUGCCUUAGGCUUGAUACAGUGAUGCAUUCUAACCAGCAUAUACCAGCAAGUGAUGAUGCUAAAGGUGGUGGUGGUAGUGACAAUGGUAAUGCUUGUGCUGUGGAGACUAUUUGCAAUGGCAAAUCAGGAUCUAGGAUAGCUGAAGACCAACUUUCGUCCAAUUUCAAGGAAUUUUUUUUUGGAAGUCAGCCUGCUAGGACUACAAAGAUGCAACCUGACUAUGAACACUUAGAACAAAAGCAGAUAAAAAAAGUUGGAAGAUGA
Messenger RNA from Daucus carota subsp. sativus, 4209 nucleotides. RefSeq lists its product as hypothetical. The record is from RefSeq and is a predicted model, not a curated record. The transcript is spliced from 5 exons. The coding region runs from base 490 to 4209 and encodes 1239 amino acids. Lineage: Eukaryota; Viridiplantae; Streptophyta; Magnoliopsida; Apiales; Apiaceae.